ACCAGAUUGCCCAUCGCCAGCACAUUUGUUAAAAAAUUUGCAACAAGCCAACGAAAAUCGACCAGGAACGGUGGACAGCCAAAACCGCGCGCUCUGCGACGACCACCGUGAGAUGCACAUACGUAUGCGCACCCGUGCCGCGGAGUAGACACAGUGCCCGCGAUCCGCGAUCUGCGAUCCGCGACCCGCGAACCGCCAAUCCCCGAGAAGCCAGCUGCAGCAGAUCCCCAGAUCGCGCCGCAGAUCAGACCAUGGGCCUCGACUUCGACGCAGUGGAGUACUGCAAGGGCGUGAAGAGCCAGCAGUCCCAGCCGCCGUUCGCCUGUCCCGUCCGCGGAUGCGACCGCAGCUACAAGACCAUCAUGGGCCUGCAGUACCAUCUGAUGAAGUACGACCAUGACAACCCGCAGCCGCUCACGCCCGUGCUGACUCCCAGCCGCAAGAAGGCGCGCUCCCGCUCCGGCGGCCACCACUCGACGCCUCGUCCGCUCAAGGAGCACCCUACGCCCGGAGCAGCUGGCUCGGAAGCCAGGAACGGCUGCUCCUCGGCCGGUAUGGGCGGCGCGACCACUGGGGCGGGCGGAGGAACCGUCCGGCAGUACGCCAAUCCCGAGUCCCUGGUGGCCUACAACGAGGAGGAGGCCACGGUGACGUUCAACCUGGACGGCAAGAGCGUGCGCCUGGGCAUCGACGACGCCCUGCCGCUCGUGGAGGACGAGGAGUUUGCCGCCCUAGUGACCAGGGGGUGCAUCCUGAACGCCGACGCUCCGCCGCUGGAGGAGAAUGCGCCGUGGGCGCGCGUCCAGGUGCCAGUGGCCAGGGUGGCCGAGAUUCCGGACUACCGAGUGCCUGACGCUCCGCCGCGGCCCCUGGCCUACUACCGCUUCAUCGAGAAGUCGCUGGAGGAGCUGGACGGCGAGGUGGAGUACGACGUGGACGAGGAGGACUCCGCCUGGCUGGAGCACAUGAACGAGGAGCGCCAGCGGAUGGGCCUGAACGCCGUGGGCAUCGACACCAUGGAGCUGCUGAUGGACCGGCUGGAGAAGGAGUCGCACUUCCAGGCGGCGGCCAACGGCACGCCCACGGGCGUGGAGGUCGACGACGACGCCGUGUGCUGCAUUUGUCUGGACGGCGAGUGCCAGAACACCAACGUGAUACUCUUCUGCGACAUGUGCAACCUGGCGGUGCACCAGGACUGCUACGGGGUGCCCUACAUCCCGGAGGGCCAGUGGCUGUGCCGGCGCUGCCUGCAGUCGCCCAGCAAGCCCGUCAACUGCGUCCUCUGUCCCAAUGCCGGCGGAGCCUUCAAGCAGACGGACCACGGCCAGUGGGCGCACGUGGUGUGUGCGCUGUGGAUACCGGAGGUGCGGUUCGCCAACACCGUCUUCCUGGAACCCAUAGAUUCAAUCGAGACCAUUCCCCCUGCCCGCUGGCGACUCACCUGCUACGUCUGCAAGGAGAAGGGCCUGGGAGCCUGCAUUCAGUGCCACCGGAACAGCUGCUACGCCGCCUUCCACGUCACCUGCGCCCAGCAGGCGGGCCUCUACAUGACCAUGGACACGGUCAAGGACGGCCACAACGACUCGUCCAUGCACGUCCAGAAGUUCGCCUACUGCCACGCCCACACGCCGGCGGACGCCAAGCUGAAGAUGAACGUGCCGGACUUCGAGGACACGCGGCACAAGAUGCGGGAGGCGCGCAAGGCCCUGGCCAAGAAGCGCUCCACGGCGCCCGUGGUGCUGAUCCCCACUAUUCCGCCGGACCGUGUGCAGGAGAUCGCCACCAUGGUGACGAUGCAGCGCAAGAAGGAGUUCCUCGACCGCAUCAUCGCCUACUGGACGCUCAAGCGGCACUACCGCAACGGUGUGCCCUUGCUGCGCCGCCUCCAGAGCCAGGGCAACAACCACGGCGUGAUCCAGCGCAACGGCAUCGAAGGGUCGCCGGACACGGGCGAGCUGUACCGGCAGCUCAAGUACUGGCAGUGCCUGCGCCAGGACCUGGAGCGGGCGCGCCUGCUGUGCGAGCUGGUGCGCAAGCGGGAGAAGCUGAAGGUGGCCUUCGUGCGGAUCUCCGAGGAGGUGGUCAUGCUGCAGCUCAAUCCGCUGGAGGCGGCGCUGUCGAAGCUGCUCGACGCGCUGGAGGCGCGCGACAGCAUGGAGAUCUUCCGCGAGCCGGUGGACACCAGCGAGGUGCCCGACUACACGGACAUUGUGAAGCAGCCCAUGGACCUGGGCACGAUGCGGACGCGCCUGAAGGAGUGCCAGUACACCUCGCUGGAACAGCUGGAGGCCGACUUCGAUCUGAUGAUCCAGAACUGCCUGGCGUACAACAACAAGGACACGGUGUUCUACCGCGCCGGCAUCCGGAUGCGCGACCAGGCGGCGCCGCUAUUUGUCCAGCUGCGAAAGGAGAUGCAGCGGGAUGGGCUGCUGGAGCGAUCGCAACGCUCCCACGUCGACCACGUGGAAGCGGAGGUGGAGCACGAGCUGCGCUUGCUGCUGGCGGCGCCGGCCAGCGAAGACAUCGUCCAGAAGCUGCUCAUCCUCGCCGACAAGUCGCAGGUGCUCAAGAACCCAGGCUAUCGCACCAAGAAGAUCAAGCAGAUCCGGCUGGAGAUUACGCGGAUGCGCAAGAGUCUGCAGAAGGCGAGAUUCGCAGCACGCUACUCCUCACACGCAACCCAAUCCCAAAGCGAAGAAGAGGAUGCCGCGGGUGCUUCGCCUUCGAAAAAACGAACGCGCAAACGGUUGAACAGCAGUGCGGUUGACAUGGCACUGGCCAACGACGACGAGGAUGAGGAGGAGGACUCUGACGAGGAUUCGAUGGGCGAGGACAACGGGUCCAAAGACUUGCUCAACUCCACGCAAACUCCGCCCUGCAGUCCAAUCAAGAGUCUCAACAACAGUAGCUCUCCCGUUGGCAUCAAUCGGAGAACGGCCAUAUUGCUGACGCGAAAGUCCCAGGCUGCCCUGAAGCGACCCUCGGAACCACUGACAACGCCUGUGAAGGAGGAGCACCACAAUUCGCAGUCGUCCAACACCCAGUCCACCAGCGGCAGCUCGUCGUCUGCCCCCACGGCAGCCACAGCCGCCUCAAGUGCCACGGGCACGCCGAACCACGUCCUGGCCACUGCUCCGCCCACGGUCUCCUCCGGCUUUGCGUUGACGCAGAACAGCAGCGGUGGCGGGGGCGUGGCCGGCGGCGGGGGCGGUGGAGCGCCUGAGUCGGGAGCAGCAUCGGGAGUGUCGUCGUCGGCCGGAGCCGCUCCCGGCCACGCCAGCUUGGCCUCCACGGCCAUCGCCAUGAACAGCAAGCUGAGUGCGGGCCUGGGCGUCAAGUCGCCCAAGAGGCCGGGUCGGUAUCGCCGGCUGCCGGAGGCGAGGCACAGCGCCUCCAUGUCACCAAAGAAGUCGCCCAAUCCGGCGGUGGCCGUCAGUCAGGCGCUGCCCAUGCCGGACCCGCUGCCCUUCGAGCGCAUUCCGGACAGCUUCCGGGUGUAUCGGGCCAACAACCAGCGCGACGUGAGCGACAGCGACGAGGCACCCUCGCAGUCGAGCAGUCCGUGCAGCAGCUGCUCCGACUUCAGCAUGUCGGGCAGCUGCUCCGACUUCGACAGCGACGAGGCGAGCGACGGCGACGGCGAUGCGGACGGGGAUGCGGACGGAGACGGCGGCAGGAGUCGCAGCGAGGGCAGGGAGUCGACGUCGCAGGAGGGCACCACGGACGCCAUGGACCUGCAGCACGCGAGUCUCAACCACGGGCCGGGCAACAACGGCAACAUGGCCAUCAGCAGCAGCAGCGAGGGGAGUGGAGGCAGCUCCAGCGACGACGACGAGGACGAGGAGCGGCCGCUGAGUAUGCGGCAGAACAAGACGCUAAAGCUGGGCCCGCGUGGCACACCCACACCGACGACGAUGGCACGGGCCGCCUCUUUGGCGGCGUCCCGCGGACGCGGCAAGCGGCGCAGCAACCUCAGCGAGUCCACCAGUUCGACGGCCACGCCCCCGCCUCUGCUCCGGCGGGCGGGAAAGCUGCGCUCUGCCACGCCCAACGCCUCGCCGCUGGUGAACAGCAUCAAGGCGAGGCGGAACACCACGGCGGUGGCCAGCAGCAUGGCCACGAACAACAAUCGCAGCAAGCAUGGCGAGGAGGGCGUCUCCUCGGAGCGGCACAACCACCACUCGGCCGGCCAGAAGCCGACGCUGGAGCCGCUGCAGCUGGUGUGGGCCAAGUGCCGCGGCUACCCCUGGUACCCUGCCCUCAUCCUCGACCCCAAGACGCCCAAGGGGUUCGUCUACAACGGAGUGCCGCUGCCCGCCCCGCCCACCGACGUCCUGGCGCUGCGCAAGAACUGCCUGGACGAGAUCGUGUUCCUGGUGCUCUUCUUCGACGUGAAGCGCACCUGGCAGUGGCUGCCGGCCAACAAGCUGGACAUCCUCGGGAUCGACAAGCAGCUGGACCAGCAGAAGCUGGUGGAGUCGCGCAAGCCGGCGGAGCGGAAGGCUGUGAAGAAGGCGUACCAGGACGCGCUCCACUACCAGAGCCAGGUCUCCGACUUGGAGGGCCAAGGCCCCGACCCGAUCAUGUGAAAGCUGAUGGCCCGACUGCAUCUGUAGGCACCUCUCGAAAAGCUCUAGCCAUGUAGUUAGCUCCUGCUCCCGCCCAGGGGAUUGCUCGUAUUUUUAUAUCUCGUUUGUUGUUACCCGAUACUCGAUGCCCGAUGCUCGAUACUCGAUGCUCUAUGCUCGAUACUCGAUACUCGAAGAUGACGAAGUUGAACAAGGCCCUCCAUUAGAGUAUUUCGUUGGCGAAUAUCCAAUUUGCACUGCAAGUGUCUUUGAUUUACGUUUGUUGCCCAGCCCCUAUACCAUUAUGUACAGUUUUUGUAAUCACACCGUUAGCGAAUUCGUUGGAGGAUCCUAUUUUUGUACAUUAUUUGGCUUUUGUGAGUGCGAUUAUGAAAUGUUAAGCAGAUCCCACGAUCGGUUCGAAUCACAACAACAUGGAAUUUAUAACCUCAAGACGAUUCACGCGAAAUCAAAUCAAUGUUUAAGUUAAAUAGUUUUAAGCCAUCCUACAGUUAAGCCCAAAAACAACAACAAUACUAACACAGAACCACAAAAACAAAGCCAGCAGGCGCCUCAAGUUAAAAGUCGUGUAAAAACUUAACCGGUAACCGAUAGAGGAUAGAUGAUAGAGGAUAGAAGACGAUUAUAAACAUUUACAAAUAGCAUUACAAAUUGUAUAGAUAUGUGUGUGUGUGUGCGCGUGAGUCUCUACAUAAAUCGAUAUAUCUCUAUAUGCAUAUAGUGUACGUCUUGAUUUCCAUUUGAACAAAUAAUAUAUUUGAUUAUUAUGAUGUAUUAAAAAGAUGAGGAUUAUUAUUAUUAUAAUUACUGUGUGUAAUUAAUGCAAAACUUUCGUAUGCCUAAGUGGAAAGCGUAGACAAUUAAGUAUUGAAGUAGUUGGCUCCAAUUCCCCGAACCCCUAAACCAACCACCCCCCACCCCAAACUCAGCCCGACACCACCACCUUUGCCCUUAACAAGAUUGAAUAUUGUUUAAAUCUAAUGGUAAAUUAAAUGCAGAAAAAUAAAUGUUUUAAACAAA
Drosophila gunungcola (fruit fly) is the source of this 5609-nucleotide messenger RNA. It is a transcript of the gene Br140, whose product is annotated as bromodomain-containing protein homolog. The record is from RefSeq and is a predicted model, not a curated record. The coding region runs from base 252 to 4589 and encodes 1445 amino acids. Gene Ontology annotation, molecular function: protein binding. NCBI's taxonomy places the organism in Eukaryota, Metazoa, Arthropoda, Insecta, Diptera, Drosophilidae. Gene Ontology annotation, biological process: regulation of transcription by RNA polymerase II. The transcript has 4 exons. Gene Ontology annotation, cellular component: MOZ/MORF histone acetyltransferase complex.